This is a messenger RNA of Didymodactylos carnosus, 1266 nucleotides long. NCBI's taxonomy places the organism in Eukaryota, Metazoa, Rotifera, Eurotatoria, Philodinida, Philodinidae. The record is from the annotation of a GenBank genome assembly.
AUGUUUUUAUCGACCUUUGAAGGCGCGAAUGCCCCCUUCAACUGGGAUACUGAUAUUAAAGCGGUCCUCGCUGCCAGAGGUCUUCCCGUCUACUUCGUACCCAUGUUUAAUCAAUGGCAAGCGCCUGCACCAAAUGCUUAUCCAUUCGUUGAUGGUCUGUUCAGAUGGACAAACCCUUCAUUGGGUUUUGCUGCCGAUAUUAAAGUCGAUGCUGACUAUGCUGCCCUGCGUGCAGCAAGUGGAAAAACGUGGAUGGCCGGUGUUGCACCGUGGUUUUUCACUCACUACAAUUCAAAGAACUGGGGCAAUCCGGAAGAUGAUCAAAUUUUCUUUGAUAAAUGGGAACGACUCUUAGAAUUGAACCCUGAUUUUAUAGAACUGGUUACUUGGAAUGAUCAUGGUGAAUCGAGUUAUUUGGGACCCGUCGAAGGCGUUAUAGAUGAUCAAACAUGGGCUCGUUUAUCCCAUGAUGCUCUACUCGAUUUAUCCUCGUACUAUCAUACUGCCUUCAAAACUGGUCGUAAACCCACUAUCACAGAAGAAAAGGCCUAUUACUUUUAUCGUACUCAUUCCCUCAAUGCCAAAGCCACCAAUGAUCCAUUGGGUUUACCCGAGGAGAUGAAGACGCAAAAAGACCAUAUCUUUGUCAUUACGAUGUUGGCUUCCGCUGCAACCGUCGUUAUCAAAUCAGGCAGUAAAACUUAUGAUCCGAUCUCUGUGCCAGCUGGUCUUCACAAGAUCGGCGUUCCCUUUCAACAAGGUGCUCAAACUGUUACUGUCCUUCGUGGCAAUACUCAAGUGAUGAGUGGAACCGGUGCUACACCAAUCAGUGACCACAUUCAAUUAUACAACGGGAAUAUUGUAGCAGGUAUGAUGACAGCAAACGGAGGACAGGUUACUGUACCAGACACCACCACAGUCUCCACAACGUCAACGGCAGUAACAACUUCAACGGCAGCAACAACUUCAACGGCAGCAACAAACUCAGGCGCAUGUCCCAAUCAAGACCGGUACCAGCGCAAGGAUUGUCAAAAGACCAACCAACAAUCAUGUGAAGCUGCAAAUUGUUGCUGGGGACCUUUGGAAGAAGGUAGUGGACAACCCUGGUGUUAUAUUAACCCAGCCUCAGUCGCAUGUGCCAAUCAAGAUCGAUACCAGCGCAAGGAUUGUCAAAAGACCAACCAACAAUCAUGUGAAGCUGCAAACUGCUGCUGGUCACCACUGGAAGAGGGUAGUGGAGAACCGUGGUGUUAUAUUAAACCUUGA